CUCGCUCUCACCACUGAGGCUCAUCUUUAGAUUUUGUGCGAUUGUAAAUGCGGUGUUACUGGAAGACCUCCGAUCAGCCUUUUAAAUCGGACUUUGCUGACAAACUUGCCUCCGUCUGCACCUGAGACUUAAAGAAAGGACGCGCAACUGAAGGCCGAUUGCUUUAAGACUGGACACAACUGCAAGUUGAUCAGACUCCCUAAAGCAUGGAUGUAAGGUUUUACCCCGCCGCUGCUGGCAAUGCCUUGAGUGGGGAUCCUUCUAACCUGGACUUUUCUCAGUGUUUAGACUACUACAGCUACAAGUUUGGGAAUAAUAACUACAUGAAUAUGACUGAAGCCAAUAAUGCUUUUCUCACUGCAAAUGAGACAUUCCAUACUCCUAGUCUUGGAGAUGAAGAGUUUGAGAUUCCUCCAAUUACACCACCUCCUGAAACAGACCCUGCGCUAGCCAUGACCGAUGUCCUGUUGCCAUUUCAAGUAAUGGGAGAAGCACUGGCUGCUCAAGGAAAUGAAUUUACACCCCAAUUUCCUCCUCAAAGUCUGGAUCUUCCUUCUAUCACUAUUUCUCGAAAUCUAAUGGAGCAGGAAGGUGCAUUACACAACAAUAGUCUGUCAUUGGACCAAAGGCAGGCUCAGAUGUCCCAGUACAGACAAGACCACUCAUUGAUUAUGAGGUCACUGGUUCAUAUGACUGAUGCAGCACGAGCAGGAAUAAUGUCUCCUAGUCAGCUAACCACAAUAAACCAAUCUCAACUCAGUGCCCAGCUAGGGCUCAACAUUGGUAGCACUGCCAUUCCACACACCUCUCCCUCUCCUCCUGCAAGCAAGUCUGCCACUCCUUCUCCUUCAAGCUCUGUUAAUGAUGAAGAUGUUGAUGAGACGAACAGAACAAUUGGGGAAAAACGAGCUGCCCCAGAUUCUGGCAAGAAACCUAAGACACCUAAGAAGAAGAAAAAGAAAGAUCCUAAUGAACCCCAGAAGCCUGUUUCUGCAUAUGCUCUCUUUUUUCGGGACACUCAAGCUGCAAUUAAAGGACAAAAUCCCAAUGCUACCUUUGGAGAAGUUUCUAAAAUAGUGGCAUCUAUGUGGGAUGGCUUAGGAGAAGAGCAGAAACAGGUGUAUAAAAGGAAAACAGAAGCAGCCAAGAAGGAAUACUUAAAAGCUCUUGCAGCCUAUCGGGCAAGUCUUGUAUCAAAGGCUGCAGCAGAAUCUGCUGAAGCUCAAACAAUCCGGUCUGUUCAGCAAACACUGGCAUCAACGAAUCUAUCAUCCACUCUUCUGCUAAAUACAUCACUUUCUCAGCAUGCAGCUGUCUCUGUGGCCUCUCAGAAUCUUCAGCAAUCAAUUCCUAGGGCAAUUGCACCUAAACCUUUAACCAUGAGGCUACCUUCAAAUCAGAUUGUCACUUCAGUCACCAUUGCUCCAAAUAUGCCGUCUAACAUUGGAACACCUUUGAUGAGCUCCAUGGGUGCCCCAAUGGUUGCCACCCCUCCUUCUUCUCAAGUGAGUCCAUCAUUGCAGAGUCAGCAACAUCAAAUUCAGCAGUUGCAGCAGCAGCAGUUGCAUCAAAUGCAGCAACAACAGCUCCACCAGCACCAGAUGCACCAGCAGAUUCAACAACAAAUGCAGCAGCAACAAUUUCAGCAUCAUAUGCAGCAGCAGCUCCAGCAACAGAAACAACAGCAGCAACUCCAGCAGCAAAUGCAACAACAACUACAACAUAUACACUUACAACACAUGCAGCAGCAGCAGAUGCAACAUAUUCAACAUCAGUCUCAGCUGUCUCCACAACAGCAGUCACCUGCUGGCUCCCAAUCUGGUGUACCCGCCCAGAUAGCAUCUCCUAUUCCACAUAUUAGCAGUCCAUCUCCAGUAUCUCAGCACCAUCAACCACUAACUCAAUCACAGGCACAGACUCAAUUGUUAUCCCAAGUCAGUAUUUUCUAAUACUUCAGUUGGUUUCACUUAGUUUCUUCCUCUCUUUAUGGGAAGGUGCGUACAUUGUAAAUUAUUUAUGUAGCUUAUGCUUGAAUGCAUAAUGGACCAAGUGAUUUUCAUAAGUGUCUAUUAGAUAGGCAAUAAAAAAUAUAAUGUAACUGUAAAUUAUAUUUUAGCAUCCAAUGAAGCAGCUUUCUUCAAAGUAAAUAAAUCUGCCCUGUUGUUUUUCAUGUGAUGCCUUUUCUAAGUUAUUGAAGAUUUUCCUACAAUAUGUGAAUUGUGUGGUCUAUAAAAAAAAAAAAAAAAAAAAAACUACCAGGAAAAUGCUGUAGAUUUCAGAACUUCUAUGCUGGACCCCACUGUGCAUUUUCUUAAGGGACUGUAAUGCAUUGUAAGCUAUUGAGAGAAAGACUUCAAACAUGCAUUUGUAACUACCUGUAAUGUGAUAAUUUCACAAUCAUGCAAGUGCAUUUGUAGAACAUAUGUAGUCAAUGGCAUUUUUGUCAUAUGAUAUAAUGUAAAUCACAGAUGUUUGCCAAAGUUCUUAUUUUGUCUAACUUUUUUGUGUAUGCUG
This is a messenger RNA of Xenopus tropicalis (tropical clawed frog), 2514 nucleotides long. RefSeq names its product TOX high mobility group box family member 3 (gene tox3). The record is from RefSeq and is marked provisional. The transcript has 7 exons. Gene Ontology annotation, cellular component: chromosome; nucleus. Gene Ontology annotation, molecular function: DNA binding. Bases 207 to 1949 code for a protein of 580 amino acids. Lineage: Eukaryota; Metazoa; Chordata; Amphibia; Anura; Pipidae.